This is a messenger RNA of Pelodiscus sinensis (Chinese soft-shelled turtle), 948 nucleotides long. RefSeq names its product olfactory receptor 52R1-like. Gene Ontology annotation, biological process: G protein-coupled receptor signaling pathway. Gene Ontology annotation, molecular function: G protein-coupled receptor activity; olfactory receptor activity. Gene Ontology annotation, cellular component: plasma membrane. The record is from RefSeq and is a predicted model, not a curated record. NCBI's taxonomy places the organism in Eukaryota, Metazoa, Chordata, Testudines, Trionychidae.
AUGUCAGAUUCCAACACAACUACCUUCACCAACCCCUCCAUCUUCAUCCUAAUGGGCAUCCCUGGCCUGGAGACAUCCUACAUAUGGAUCUCCAUCCCCUUCUGCACCAUGUACAUCAUAGCAGUCUUGGGGAACUUCACCAUUAUGUUCAUCGUGAAGACAGAGCAAAGCCUCCAUGAGCCCAUGUACUAUUUCCUCUGCAUGUUGGAAAUCAUUGAUCUCAUCUUGUCUACAUCGACCUUGCCCAAAACACUGAGCAUCUUCUGGUUCAAUUCCAGGGAGAUCGAUUUCAACGCCUGCCUCACCCAGAUGUUCUUCAUUCACUGCUUCUCAUCAAUGGAGUCUGGAAUCCUUGUGGCCAUGGCGUUGGAUCGCUACGUGGCCAUCUGUGAUCCCCUGAAACAUUCCACCAUCCUGACCAACCGGAUGGUGGCCAAGAUUGGUCUGGCUGUGGGGCUGCACAGUAGCAUUCUCGCGCUGCCCUACCCUUUCCUAACAAGGCACUGGUCUUAUUGUAAAACCAACAUCAUCCCCCACUCAUACUGUGCGCACAUUGCCGUGGUGAAGCUGGCCUGCACUGACACCCAACUUAGUAGUUACUACAGCCUCUUUGUGCUCUUCUCUGUAAACGGUGUUGAUGUCAUUUUUAUCAUUGUGUCCUACACUCAGAUCCUCAGGGCCAUCUUCCGCCUCCCCACCAAGGAGGAUCGGCUGAAGACUUUUGGGACCUGCGGCUCCCACCUCUGCCCCAUCUCAGCUUUGUACAUCCCAGAUUUCUUCUCUGCGCUCACACACUGGUAUGGCCACAAUGUUCCCCUUCAUUUUCUCAUUCUCUUUGCCAAUGUGUAUCUCCUGAUGCCUCCCAUGCUACACCCCAUCAUCUAUGGGAUGAGGACCAAACAGAUCCGGGAUAAGCUGCUCCAAUUGUUUACACGUAAAGAGAGCUAA